Messenger RNA from Chelonus insularis, 1098 nucleotides. It is a transcript of the gene eEF1delta, whose product is annotated as elongation factor 1-delta. The record is from RefSeq and is a predicted model, not a curated record. Bases 168 to 1004 code for a protein of 278 amino acids. The transcript has 8 exons. Gene Ontology annotation, biological process: translational elongation. Gene Ontology annotation, molecular function: guanyl-nucleotide exchange factor activity; translation elongation factor activity. Lineage: Eukaryota; Metazoa; Arthropoda; Insecta; Hymenoptera; Braconidae. Gene Ontology annotation, cellular component: eukaryotic translation elongation factor 1 complex; cytosol.
GUAUAGAUCAGUAAACGGAAACUCCUAAAUUUGCCGAAUGUAUAGUCCAGUAUCCUGAAUUCCUUCUUACCUUGGUAUUCUCUCACAAAGUCAACCAGUAAUAUCAGCUAAAAUUGUAUAAUUUUCAUAUUUUACAAGUAUACCUUACGAUUGAAUACUCAUAAACCAUGGCUAUUACUACACCUGUUCACGAAAAAGUAUGGUUCGACAAGGCUUCUCAUGAGAAAGCUGAACGUGUUCAUUUUGAAAACAUAGCAAAGAAGAGCCGAGUGUCUAGUUCUUCAGACAAUUUUACCGGUGGAAGUUUGGCCAAAGAAGUUGCGAAGGCGCGGCAACACAUUAAAAAGGGUUUGCAGUGUCUAUCUACAAUUAAUACCACAUGCAGUACUUCUAAUGAAGAAUUAUUAAAACGUAUUGAAGCUAUAGAGCUAAAAAAUGAACGUCUCGAAGCUUCACUACAAAAAGUAAACCAGAAUCUCGCUGAAUUGUUGAUAACUGUACAAAAGCUUCAGGCUAAUCAAUCAUGUCCGCCUGUUACUCCGCACAUCGCUGUUUGCCCUGCAAAACCUAGUGCAGCUGAAGCACCUAAAGAUAAUGAUAAUGAUGAUGAUGAUGAUGAUGAUGAUGUAGAUUUAUUUGGUUCUGAUUCAGAGGAUGAAGAUGCCGAAGCAGCCCGAAUUCGUAAAGAACGUUUAGAAGCAUAUGCAGCAAAAAAAUCAAAAAAACCAGCGUUAAUUGCAAAAUCUAAUAUUAUUUUGGAUAUAAAACCAUGGGAUGAUGAAACUGAUAUGGAAGCAAUGGAAGCUGAAGUAAGAAAAAUCAAGUGUGAUGGAUUACUCUGGGGAGCAGCAAAAAAAGUUCCAUUGGCAUAUACUAUUGUUAAACUUCAAAUAUCAUGUGUAAUUGAAGAUGAUAAAGUAUCAGUUGAUUGGUUAACAGAACAAAUAGAAGGAAUUACAGAAUUGGUUCAAAGCGUUGAUAUUGCAGCAUUCAAUAAAAUAUAAAGAAUUAAAUGUCAAUUAAAUCUUUAAAAUAUGUUUAUAUUUUGUCAACGUUUCCAUUCCAUGAUUGGUAAAUAAAAUUUAAUUAAGUAGAAAA